CAAAAUAUUAAUAACCAAACACAUCUGAGAAAAAGAAAAAAAACUAAGCAUGAACAAGGGCUCGAAGACAAGUAGAGCGUUUCUACUAAAACAAAUGCAUUCGAUGGCCCAACCAGGCAGUGUGACUGCUAAUAUUACCACUUCCACCACUACCACCACCAACGCCAUGGCCACUGCUGCUGCUGAGAUGAGGGGACAGUACUCUCCUGCGUAUCCGCCGAGGUCUCCUCAGCUGAUAUCUGGGGAGGAGAUGAUUCACUUCAGCCACCCCCAGCACCCUCUCUCCUUGCUUAAUCUCCCGGACCGCUUCACCUGCGCCUCCUGCAAGGAGCGCGGCGCAGGCAACAGGUACUCUUGCCAGCAGUGCAAUUUUCAGCUGCAUGACUUCUGCGGUUCAGCUUACCCUUCCCUCAAGUCUCAUUACCUUCACUCUCAGCAUCAGCUCCUCCUCUUUUCCAAACCAGUGAAAGGUGGUGGGAUUGUGCAAUCCAAGUGCGAUGUGUGCAACAAGGCAAUCCAAGGGUCUGCAUACAGAUGCAACGCCUGCAGCUUCCAAAUGCACCCCUGCUGCGCCAACUUGCCCUUGGAAAUGCAGAAGUUCUGGGUUCACUCCCACACUCUCAGGCUUCUUCCACCCAAUUAUUAUGGCAACAACAACAAUAAUAAUAACGACACUAACAUGGUGUGCGGUGAGUGCAACCGGAAGAAGUCAGGCAGAGUGUACUAUUGCAGCGUCUGCGGCUACCAUCUCCACGCCGUUUGCGCCAAGACCUUCAUCAACGGCCUCCGCGAAAACGGCUACAGAAACGAUGACAAGUCUAACAACAAGCUCGGCACAGCCGCUCGAGUGGCUUCUCAGGUGGUCUUUGAUUUUUUUGGGGGUCUUAUAGAGGGCAUCGCUGAAGGUGUUGGCCAAGUCAUUGUUCAAGAUGUUGCCAAGGGCAGCUCUAAUACUACUUCUACUACUACUAGUGGUAGUAACGGUAGCAAUGGAAGAUCAUCUUGGAAUAAUUAUUAACCAGUAUUUCACCAAUAUCUUUAUUAUAAUUCAAUCAAUCCUUCUAUGGAUGCUGCUGUAUAAAUAUAUAUAUAUAUAUAUAAAUAUUUAUUAAUGAUUGGUUAAUUAAUCAGCUGUUCAUAUAUAUAUAUAUGCAUGGCUUUUUUCUCCAAGGACAAAAAAUUACUACAAUAUAUUAGUGGAGGAUGCCUGUAAAUGUAAUUUAUAAAUAUGAUGUAAAAUAUAUUAUAUAGUUUGGACUUUGUAAUUUUAUUCAUAUGUUUCGUAUAUGUAUAAAUGAUAUAUGUAUUUGGGAAGUAAUGUCUUUACUUUUAUUUAUUUCAUGUGUGUUGUGGUUCUAUAA
Humulus lupulus (European hop) is the source of this 1361-nucleotide messenger RNA. RefSeq names its product protein VACUOLELESS GAMETOPHYTES-like. Bases 50 to 1018 code for a protein of 322 amino acids. The transcript is spliced from 2 exons. The record is from RefSeq and is a predicted model, not a curated record. NCBI's taxonomy places the organism in Eukaryota, Viridiplantae, Streptophyta, Magnoliopsida, Rosales, Cannabaceae.